This is a messenger RNA of Aspergillus mulundensis, 714 nucleotides long. RefSeq names its product eukaryotic translation initiation factor 4E. Lineage: Eukaryota; Fungi; Ascomycota; Eurotiomycetes; Eurotiales; Aspergillaceae. The record is from RefSeq and is a predicted model, not a curated record. Bases 1 to 714 code for a protein of 237 amino acids. Gene Ontology annotation, molecular function: translation initiation factor activity; RNA 7-methylguanosine cap binding. Gene Ontology annotation, cellular component: eukaryotic translation initiation factor 4F complex. Gene Ontology annotation, biological process: translational initiation. The transcript is spliced from 2 exons.
AUGUCCGCAUCAAGGAUGACUCCCCCGGAGCUCCGAGUUCAGGGACCCUCCCCAACAGAAGACACCAGCAAGGUCGCAGCCACAGAUAAAAACCCCGCAACCAGACGGACCCUGCACCAGAACAUCCUCGGUAAACUACGCCCGCUUCCCCUACAAUACCAUUGGACGUUCUGGUACGACAAGCACUCCGAUGCCGAGACCGCUUCAUCCUCAGACUACGAUGAGAGAUUGUAUAUGCUUUACGAGGACGUCUCAGACAUAGCAACCUUCUACCGCGUCUAUAACAACUACCCCUGGGACAAGAUCCCGCAGCGCGACACAGUGCAUAUCUUCCGCAAAGGCGUGAAGCCCGUCUGGGAGGACCCCGAGAAUCUGAGGGGGGGCUGCUGGAGGUUCCGCGUGCCGAAGAGGAAGGCCCAGGCUUUCUUUCAUGAAAUCGCGAUCCUGUGUAUCUCGAGUGAGUUCCAGGCGGCGCUGGAGAAAGAGCAUGACCAUGUCCUCGGGGUAUCUACCUCCGUGCGCUUCAACACACAUCUGAUCUCGGUUUGGAACAAGUUAGGUUCAAACGAGCGCUCUAUCAAGCUUCUAGAAGAAACAAUCCUCAAUCGCCUGUCCCCGAAUCUACGGCCCACCGACUCAAGCCCUAACUCGUAUUUCUACAAGCGUCACAACGAGCAUGACGGGUACCAGGAGGCCAUUGAGGGGUCCAAAUAA